AUGAAAGUCUUGCUGAAGGAACGUCGAAACCAAAUCGAUCGCGUUUGUGAAAUGCAGAGUGUGCAAUCCUACAACAAAGAAUUUCCUCCGUUUCCAGACAUUUUCCAUUUCUACCGGAAGUUAAAAAUUGCCGUGUGCAAAACACAUAAAACCGGAACUGUGAUUUUACCGAAGAUAGUUAACAUUCUUGAUACAAAAUUAUUAAAAGGAAGAAGAAAAUUUAAUUUGACCCAAUACUCGAUAAAUGACCUGAAAUUUAAUAUCAACAUUGAUGUUUUAAAGGAACGAAAUGAAGCAGACAUUGUUUAUAUAAUUAUUGGCAAGAACCCGUAUGAUCGUAUUUUAGAUCAUUUCCUAGAAGGAGUGACUGUAGUAAGUGAACUAAACCGUCAAAUUGGCAGGACGUUUCGCAAACCAUUAGAUACCGUGAUUGUCGAUGGAAAAUCUUUCGAUUGUGGUUUCCAAGUGGAUUUUCAAGAAUAUGUAGAUUACUUACUGAAACAUGUUCUAAAAUCCGGACAAUAUAAUCCAGUAUUAGAAUCUCCGAUUGCGCGUCAAUGUGCGCCUUGUAAUAUCAAAUAUACUUACAUGUUCAAACAGGAAACACUAAGGUAUGACAUUUUCCAUGUUUUGAAUUCUACGCAAAUGACUCCUGCUCAUAGAAAAGUUAUAAAUCAACUACUGUCACAUGAAUAUGACGAACGUCGACUUUAUCUUGAAGAAUAUGUCACAGAAAUCAUAGCAAAUCAGCGACAUCACAAAGAAGACUGUCCCGAAAUUCUAGCAUUGUUGUUCAAAACAUGGGAAUCUAUAAAAGACCAGGGUCUUCUCCAUGUCGAUUCCAAAUUUCCUUACGAGGCAUUCGUCAAGGUGAAACACAAAUCUACAAUAAUUGCAGAUACCAUCGGCCUUAUACGUGAAGAAAUGAAGAAGAACCCAGUGACUCCGGAACAGAGGACUCUUCAGAGACAAGCAAAAUAUAAAUUGUACAAUGGUCUUGACCAGAUUACAAUUGAUAAGAUAAGGGUGGCUUAUAAAGUUGAUUUCUUAAUGUUUGGGUAUGAUUCUUCGUCUCCAUCUGGUGAACUUAGACACAGGACACCAAAGUAA
Messenger RNA from Ylistrum balloti, 1110 nucleotides. RefSeq lists its product as uncharacterized. Lineage: Eukaryota; Metazoa; Mollusca; Bivalvia; Pectinida; Pectinidae. Gene Ontology annotation, cellular component: membrane. The transcript has a single exon. The record is from RefSeq and is a predicted model, not a curated record. The coding region runs from base 1 to 1110 and encodes 369 amino acids. Gene Ontology annotation, molecular function: sulfotransferase activity.